Messenger RNA from Vespa crabro (European hornet), 481 nucleotides. Its product is annotated as protein pangolin, isoforms A/H/I/S-like. Gene Ontology annotation, biological process: regulation of transcription by RNA polymerase II; canonical Wnt signaling pathway. Gene Ontology annotation, cellular component: beta-catenin-TCF complex. NCBI's taxonomy places the organism in Eukaryota, Metazoa, Arthropoda, Insecta, Hymenoptera, Vespidae. Gene Ontology annotation, molecular function: DNA-binding transcription factor activity, RNA polymerase II-specific; RNA polymerase II cis-regulatory region sequence-specific DNA binding. The record is from RefSeq and is a predicted model, not a curated record. The transcript has 2 exons. The coding region runs from base 149 to 466 and encodes 105 amino acids.
GAGGAAAAGAAAUAGAAAAAACAAAGUAGAAGAAGAAGGAGUAGAAGUAGAAGCAGAAGAAGAAGAAGAAGAAGAAGAAGAAUUAAGAAUAAUAAUAAAAAGAAAGACGACGACGACGACGACGGUGGCCGUCGCCCGGCCCGCAAUAAUGCCGCACGUCAGCAGCAGCGGCGGCGGCGACGAUCUCGGUAGCGAGGACGAGGUCAAGGUUUUCAAGGAUGAGGGUGAGGACGAGAAGAGGUCCUCGGAAAACCUCACCGAAGAGAAGAGCUCCCUCAUCGACCUUACGGAGUCUGAGGAAAAGGGCUCGCUCGCCGCUGGGAGCUACGCUACGACGGGCAAGACGUCGGCCAGGUCCGACCUCAGUCCCGUUUUUGGUGAGUACUCAAAAAAUUAUAUAUUAAAAAAAAAAAAAAAUGAACCUUCAUAUUUAUUUCACCUCGCCCCACGUCUACACCCACUAUAGGGAACCUCCCUCGCG